AUGUUUGAAUUGUUAGUUGAAAAAUUGUUAAAUAAAUUUUUAGCUCCUUAUGUUGAAGGAAUAGAACGUAAUUUGCAUUUGGGAGUUUGGUCAGGUAAUAUAGUUUUGGAAAACUUAAAGUUGAAACCUCAAAUAACAGAAAUAUUAGAUUUAUCUUUUAAAGUAAUAUAUGGAAAUAUAGGAAGAAUAAACAUACAAAUACCUUGGAGUAGCUUAGGGAAAAAUCCUGUUUGUGUUUUAAUUAAGAAUGUACAUAUAUAUAUAAAGCCGCGAUGUUACAAAAAGAGUGAGGAUAUUAUUAUUGAAGAAUUAAGAAAAGCCAAAAUGCACAGAUUAGAAUUAUUAGAAGAAGAAAUUUCUAUUAUCAAACUACAGAAAAAUAAUGAAAAAUCAUCAGAAAAAUCUACUCUUAUAUUUAAGUUACUAAAUAAAAUUAUUAAUAAUAUUCAAAUAGAUAUUCAAGAUAUUUUAAUUCACUUUGAAGAUACAGAAAAAAACUUUUCUAUUGGAUUUAUUUUAAAAUCAUCAUCAGUAAAGAAUUGCCAUAACAAAGAAGAAAAUUCAACGCAAACAAAUAACAAUGUUGAAAAUAAAAAAUUAAAUCAUAUUAUAGAAUUUAAAGGGUUAUGUAUAUAUAGCAAUAGCAAUAUAAAAAAGAAAAAGAAAAAAAAAAGAGAGAAAGAAGAAAAAGAAAAGAAAAAAAUAAAAGAAAAUUGUAAACUUAGUGAUGAAGAAAAAGACCAAAAAAAAAACUAUAUUAAUAAAAUUACGAAGGAAAAUUCGGAAAAUAAAACAUUUACUAAUGUUGAUAAAAUAAGCGAUACAUCUGAUAAAAUGGAAGAUUGUAAUUUUUCUUCAAAUGAAAAAAAUAACUAUUUAACCACUAACAAUAUUAAAGAAGACAUUAACUUCUUUUCUAAAUUAAAAAGUAGUGAAAAUAAUAAGGACGAUUAUUUAUAUGAGACUUUAAAUCGUAUAAAUAGCUUUCUAAAAUGCGAUGAAAAAAUUAUAAAUAACUAUAAUUUUGAAUAUUUAAUUAAACCUUUUGAUUUAGUAUUACCUGUGGAGCAAUCCAGUAAUAAAAAAGAAUUAAAAGCAAAAUUGGAAAUAAGUGAGAAAUGGGAAGGAAUAACAUUGACAAAAACACAAAUUACAAAAAUAAUUGAAAUAAUAAAUGAAGCUAAUAAAUCUAGGAAUCAAACAAAUAAAUUGUUAUUAAAAUAUGCUUGUACUGUUAAAUUAGAUAUAGAAUCAUUAAGAAAUGAAACAAAAAAUGAAUUCAUGAACUUAUACAAUAAAGUUCUUGGUGAAAAAUAUAACAUUUCAAAAAUUGAAUUAACUUCUCAAGAACUAAACAGAUUACAAAUUUUAUACGAUGUGGUAGGUGUUAGACAUUUAGCUAAAUGGAGAUUACAAUGUAAAAAUACCUUGGAGAAAAUAAUUGAAGAAAAAAAUCUAAAAAAAAAAUAUUUAUAUGAUUCUAUAUAUAAGCAACAAUCUUGGUGGUCAUGGGUAACAGGUAAUAAAAAAGAAAUAGAGAAUAAAGUUCAAAGUAUUUUAAAAAGUGAACAAGAUAUUCUAAAUGAAAAAGAACUAAAUAUUUUGCAAGAAGCGGUAACGAAUGAAGAUAAUUAUGAUGUUGUUAUCCCAACUAAAUAUGAUUUUGAAUUUAAAGUUGCAAAUUUUUCAAUUAAUGUAUAUGAUAAUUUUAAAAAAAAAAGUUCAAAAAAGAAAAAGGAUGAAAAGAAUACAAAUGAAGUAGAAAGAGAAGCAAAUGAUGGACUUAUGAAUAAUGUGAAUUUAAACAAUAAUAAUAUUAAUAUUGAUAAUCAUAAUAAUGCUAUUAAAGAUAAUUUUAAUGUAAAUGACACUUUAUCUUUUUCUAGUGAUGAUAUAUUAUUAAGUACCACAUCAAACUGUACUUCCAAUAAUUCCACUUAUACACAAAAAGAAGAGAUACAACAAGAAAUCAAUAUAUUGUCGAUUAAUUUUUAUCAAAUUUAUUCUUCAAUAUCCCUUCAAUCCGUUGUUGAUCAUAAUGAUCAUGAUAAUUUUCAGUGGAAAUUUAUAAUUGAAUUACAAAACUUUAUAGCGAAACAUAAAAAUAAAGUUUUUAUGGAAUUUAGAAAAAAUAACAGUUUAUUUCCUUUUAAUAUUAACAAUACAAACAGUGUAUAUAGAAAUUCUAUAUUUUAUUCUUUAAUAUAUAGUCAAAGUUUGUGUGCUUAUUUGGAAAUAAAUCAUUUAGUUACAGAAAAUGGGAACACUUUAUCUGCUUUAUUAAGGUUGAACCCAUUAGAACUUUAUUUAUCUCCAUUACUUAUUAAAAAUCUUUUAUCCUUUACAUUUCCUCUAAUUGAUAUAGUUAAUAGAAAACCUAAAUACAUAAUUAAAAGAGGUAAAAAUAAAAACAUAAAUUUAUAUCAUUGUGAACAAAAAGAAUAUAAGUGUUUGUCACCUUGUAAUGAAUCAAAUCUUAAGAAUAUGCAAAGUAGAGAAGGAACAAAUGAGAUUAUAGGUAAUGAUGAAAUAACUCAAAUAAAGGUAGAAAAAGAAAAUGAUACAAAAAAUAAAAUAGAAAAGGUAACAAAAAAAAAAGAAAAAGAAGAAGAAUAUGAAGAAGAAUAUGAAGAGGAAGAAGAAGUUCAUGAAGAAGCAUUGCUACAAAUAAAAAAAAUGGAACAAUCAGAGUUAAUUGAAGGAUUAAAAGAAAAAGGAGAAAACGUAUAUAAUAAGGCAGUUCAACACUUACCUGAGUUAUUUGAAUUUUACAUACAUAUAUGUGGACCAAUUUUACAUUUUGAUAAUUUAACUAAUGGUAUUGUUGAAUUACAUUUAGGUAAUUUAGUUGCUAAAACAGAAUAUCCUUGUACUUAUAAUAAAUUUAAUUUAAUAUUUGAAUUUAAUGAAACACAAAUUACAUGCCUAAAAACAAAAUCUAUAUAUUUAAAUAAAUUACACAAUUCUAAGAAAAAUAUGAACUUAAAUGUUAAUAAGAAAUUAGUUAAUGAUAAAAACAUUCAAAAUGUAGGUAAUGCAUAUUUAGAAAUAAAUGAAAAGAAAGUAGCGUCAAAUAAUGAUAAUAAAAAUAACGUUAAUAAAGGAAGUUAUUCUAAUAAUAUAAAAGAAAAAAUAUUAAAUAGUGAGAAAUUUUACAUAUUACAACCUAUUCCAGUUAAGGUUUAUGUAGAAUAUGAUUUAAAAAUUUUAAAGACUAAUAUUAUACUAGAUGGCAUAUUCUUUCAAAUAAACCCUGAUGCCAUAAGUAUUAUACUAGCUAUACCAACAUCUAUUACUAGAUAUUUAACAAAAUUUUAUUCAAAGAACAAAAGAGAAAAAGAAUUUUUAAAAAAUAAAAAAAAAAAUUUGGUAGAAAAAAAGGAAGUGAAUACAAAAGAAGAAUCAUUUUCUUUGAAUGUACAAAAUGGAUUAGAAAAAAAAAAAAAUAACAACAUCAGUGAUUCGAUAGAAGAAAAUAAAGAAAGUGUAAAUAUUAAAGGAGGAAAUGAAAAUAAUAAAAAAGAAGAGGAAUCCUUUUUAUAUGACAUUGACUUUCUUAUUAAAAAUUCUGGAUUUUCCAUUAAAAAUAGAAAGAAUUGUGAAAUACUAAAAUAUGAAGCUUGUGGUAUAUCAUAUAAAAAUUAUUUACAAAAAAAAAAAAAAAUUGUUAAAAUUGAAAUUGAACAAUUAUGGAUUUGUGACCCUAGUAAUAAGCAACCAAUAUUUUUUACAUUAACAAAGGAUAUAUAUUCAAAGGAUAUUUUUCUUUUUAGAUCAUUGUCUACAUACUUAGAAGAAAAGAAUAAUAGCAAUACGCAACAGAAUCAAAAAGAAAUAGAAAAUGGCUAUUUACAGAAUGUAAAUAAUAAUUCAAAUUUUACUCAAGCAAAUGAAGUAGUUAAAAAAGAAAAAUUAAUUAGAAGAAACGUAAAAGAUAUAGAAAAAGAAAAUGUAGGGAAAAAUAAUUACAUUAGCGAUAUUACUGAAGAUAAAUGGAAUGAUGAAAAAAAAAAAAAUAGCGAACAAUAUGAUAAAUUGAUAAAUACUUAUGAAGGACAACCAUUAAAUAAUGAACUUUUAUAUAAAGAGAAAUACAUUAAGUGCAACAAUGAAAAUGAAUUUUCAAAAAAAGAAGAAAACUGUUAUAGUUAUGAUUAUGGUGACGAUAAUAAAGAUAUGGAAUAUAAAAGUAGUUCAAAUAAUUUGAGUCAUAAUGAGGGGGAAGAGAAAGAGAAAGAGAAAGAAAAAGAAGAAGAAGAAGAAGAGGAUGAUGAUUUUAUGGAUGCGUUAGAAGAAAAGCAGUUAUCAAUAAAUUUACAAAUUUUACAGGAACAAAAUGAAAAAAAUAAAGAAGAAACUCAUAUUAAUUUUAUUAUAAGUGAUAUUGAAUUACAUUGGAAAUAUAAAACCAUAAAACAGAUAUUUAAAACAAUGAAAGAAUAUAAAGAAAAAUUACAAUAUGGAAUUGAAAAAGAUAUGAAAUAUAUAAAAAAUAAAUUAAAUAAUGAAAAGGAAUUAAAAAAUUAUAAAAUGUUUAUAUCUGAAAAUGCUUUAAGAAGUGUUCAAGAAACAUUAAAAAAUGUAAAGGAUUCUUUGAAUAUUUUAGAUAUAGAAUCAUCCAAGUUAAAUAAUGAUAUGAGCACUUCUGGAAAUGAUAUAAUAAAAAAUGCAAAUGAACAGUUGAAGAAUACAAAGAUGGUAAAAUCCAUUUCUUCUGAUAAAUCCACAAUAAAUUUAAGUGAUGUGAAAGAAAAUGAUACUAGUAUAAAAAAUAUGGAAAAAAAAGAUACUAUUCUUAAUAAUGGUUUAAAUGAUAUUUUGCCUAAAUUAUAUGGUCAAAAACAUUCAUAUUCAAAAUAUUUUUUUAACUGUUACAUUAAAAGCGCAUCAUUGGCUUUUUGGCAGAAAAACAAAAUUUUUUCGAAAAUACAAGUAAGUAAUAUUUUCUAUGAAAAUAAGAUUUAUUUGAAUUUUGAUCAGAAAAUGUUUCUAAAUAUUGAGAAAGGUAUUAUAUCUAUGAAUAAUAAAAAUAUAAUUUCUAAUAAUAUUAAUGAUUAUAACUAUGACUUAUUUGUUUCAAAUAAAAGUAAAAAAUUUAGCUCAACAGAUAUUGAAAAACAUUAUAAAGAAGAAAAUGGAGAAAAUACGAAAGGAAUUCCUGAAAGAAAAAAUAGUAAAGAUAUAUUAAAUUAUAUAAAUGUAGAUAACUUAGAGGAAGAAAUAAAAAGAAAAAAAAAAAAAAAAAACAAGCAAAAGAAACAAGAUUUAUUUGUUGGAAAAAUAAAGAUAUAUAAUGAUAAAAGAAGUUAUAAUAUAUGUUUGUUAUGUGAAAUUUCAAAAAUAUAUUAUAUUUUUUAUUUGAAUGAUUUAAAAUUGUUUUUAGAAUAUUUAGAUGAUGGUAUAUUGAAUGUUUUUAUUAGCAAAUCAUACAAAAAAGUGGUUCAAGUUGCUCAAACAAAAUACUUUUUAUUCAAUUGUACUUUCAUUGAUCCAAUAGUUAUAAUACCUGAAGAUAAAAAUAUAAUAUAUAAUUAUAAAGGAGAAAUAAAAAAUAUUUCAAAAUAUAUUAAAGACAAUAGUUAUUGUUAUAAUAAAGACAAGGACAAUAAUAAUAUACCAUAUAUUGAAUCAUAUUUAAAAUUUCAUUUAAAUACUCUAAAAUUGAAAAAUUCAUACACAAUUAAUUGCUCAGAGCAAAUUAUAUCGAGGCAAAGGAAAGAAAUUGAAGAAGAAAAGGAAAAAAAAAUAAGAAAAAAAAAUAAGAAAAAAAAAAGGAACAAAGAAGACAUACUAAAUGAAACAAAUAGAAUAGAAAAUAAGGAUAAUGAAGAAAUACAAAAAGAAAAAAAUAAUAAUAAUAUAUUAAAAUUUACUGAUACAUACAAUUUUACAUUAUAUGUAGAUUUAUUAGGUAUAGAAAGUAAAGCUUGUGAAAAUGGAGGAAGCACAAAUAUCAAAGGAGAUAUAUUACACAAAGUUAACAUAAGACUAUGUUUAAUAAAUAGCAAAGAUGGAAUGCAUAUAUAUUUGAAUGGAAAUGAUCUAUAUUUAGAUUUAACUGUUUUUCAAUUAGCCUUUUUAUUAGAUAUAAUUAAUGAAAACUUUUGUUAUAAAGGAUAUUUUCCUAUGUGUUUUGUUUGUGAUGAUAAUGUGGAUAUAGAAAAAAUGAUAAAUGCAGAAUGGUUUAAAAAGGGAAAUAUGAAUUUUAGUAAUUUGAAUCUUGAAAAAAAUACAAAUAAUAAUAUAAAUACUAUUGAUAACAUUAAUAGCUUAGAUAAUCAAGUCAACUCUAUAAAAAAUGAAGAAACAAAUGAUACUAUUUCAAAUAAUAAAGAUUUAUCUGUUAAUUCGAAAAAUGAACAAAUAAAAAAAAAUGAAAUGAAAUUAUUCGUUUAUAUAAAUUUGGAAAGUCUAAAAAUCAAAACAUCCUUUGAUACUUGUACACCUGUAGCUAUUAUUACAUUUCAAAAUAUAAGUAUAUCUUUUCAUUUAGUACUUUUAGAUUUUUACGUCAUUUAUUUUUUUGAUUUAUAUAGUAACUCUUUAUAUAUUGAUGAUGUUAGAAAAAAUUCUAUAAACUAUUACAAACGAGUUGCGUAUUGUUGUAUUGAAAACGAAAAUAAAAAAAGAAAUAAGAAAAAAAGAAAAACAGCUGAAAUUAUUAAAGAAAGCAUCGUAAAAGAAAAAUAUGAUACCAUGACUUCUAAAGUAAAAGAUGAUAUAGUUAAUGUAAAUAAUGACUCUAUGUUUCCAAAUAAAGAAUUGAAAGGAAACAUAUGCAAUGAUAACGACAACAUUACCAGCAACGAAUGCGAUAUUAAUAAUAAUGGUAGCAAUAUGCAUUUUUGUUCUGAUACAGAAAUAAAAAAUUAUAAAGACUUAUUAUUAUAUAUGUUUGAAAAUAAUGUUUUUUUAAAUGAAAAAAAAAAAAAUAAAAAACAAAAAGGGAUAAAAAUAAAGAUUAAUUCAUUUAUAGAAGAUUUAUUAUUAAAUAUUGAGUUGGAUGACGCAUACAUUUGCUGCUUUUUUAUUGUUUUUUUAGAUAUAUACAAAUUUUUAUCCACUGGCUUUAAUUUAAGCACAUUGCAUUUAUACCCCAAGCCAUCACCUUAUAUUGUAUCUAAUAAAAAUGACAAGAGAAAGAAAAUUAAUAAAGAAAAUGAUAAUUUAAAUAAUGAAAUGGAAAGCGAAGAUAAAAUAAAAAUAAAUUUAAGAAACGAAAAAAAGAAAAUGGGGAAUAGCGUAAAUGACUGCAAUUAUAACCUUAAUAAUAAUAAUGAGGAUGUUACUUUUAAUACAAAAAAAAAAGAUUUAAGUGAAAAAAAUGAAUUUAUUCAUGAUAAUGAAGAUGAGAAUGAAUUAAAAAAUGAUGAUGAAACAGAAAAAAAUACAAUAAAGAGAAAAAUUAUCAGAAAAAGUACUAUUUUGGAACACUCUAAAUUUAUAAAAGAAAGAAUAAGAAACGAAAAAAAUCAAAUAAUAACAAAUAUAAAUGAAUUGUUGAAAUUAGAUAAUAAACCAAUUCAUGUAAGUUUUAAAGUAAAUAAUGGAAAUUUUAUUAUAUUUACUGAUUUAGAAAAGGUAUCUCAACCUGUAAUCAUGUGGUCUAAUAAUUUUGUUUUUUCUGUUUCUCUUUUAAAUAAGUGCAUAAUUUUUAAAAAAAUAUAUGCUUUAGAUAGCAAAAUAAAUAGAAUUAAUUAUGUAAACAGUGUAGUAAAUAACAUAAAACAUAUACCUCGUAAGGAUGUUUCUAACCCUCUACAUAAUUAUCAUAAAAAGAAAAUAUUGUUAUGCGAUAAUCUAAAUGUAAGAGGGGAAGCUUUAUAUGAAUCAGUAGAUACAACGAAAGAAAAUUAUAUUUUAAAAACAAAUGCUAUGAAAAAAGAUUCAUCUCCAUUUAUAUCGGUUUUUGAACUAGAUAUAAAUAUAGGUAAUUUUGAUAUACGAUUAUCCAAUAAUGAUGUAGAAAUUUUAUUAAAAGCUUCAUCUACUUUAUUUGGUGAUAUACCUAGUUCUUAUAUCAAUAUAAACGUAGGUGCAAUUAUCCCCCCUGUAUCAUUUAUACACAAGAAAAUAAAAAAUAAAUUUAUGAGAAAUAAUAUAUACUAUAUAAGUAGAAAUACAAAAGAAGUUGAUUUAAGUAAUACAAAUGAGUUAUUUAUAAUAAAUAUCAAUAAAUUUAGAACAAAAAAAAAAAGAAAAAGAAAAGAUAAUUUAAAAUAUGUUGAAGAAGAUAUGAAAGUAAAUAAAAAUGAAGGAAAAGAAAAUGCAAAAACUGGUAAUAGAAAAAAAGAAAAUAUUGUCAAGAAAUAUAUAAAUAAUGAGGAAAAGGAAUAUCUAGAAAUUUUAUCAGAAUCUAGUAAUGCGGUUGAAUCUGUUUCAUACGCAUUAUCUGAGUAUUAUUCAAGCUCUAACACAGUAAACUCUUCUGUAUCUUCUUCUACCGAAUCUUAUAAGUCUAAAACAAUAAAAUCAAGUGAUAAUACAAAAGAAAAUGAAUUAUCAGUUACAAAUAAUGAUGAAUCAAAUAAUUAUAGAGAUAUCAAAAUAAGUAUUAAACUACACAAUGUUAAAUGUACUUUUAUUGAUGAUAUUAGAAAUUCUAUUGUUCCUAUUAUAAGAAUGAUAUUUAGUAUGAAUAUAAGUAUAAUUUUUUAUACUGAUGAAUGUUCUUAUAACAUUAACGAUUUAAAUUCUAAGGUAGAAUAUUUUAACAAUUGUAUAGGUGAAUGGGAACCAUUUCUUGAAAAAUGCAGCAUUUCUUUAGAUGUUCAUAAAAUUUUGCCUAAUGACUUAUAUAAUGAAAAUAUGGAAUCUAAUAAAUCACCGAUAAGUAUAAUAAAAAUUAAUAGUGUUAAAGCUUUGUGGUUUAAUAUAACACCUCAGUUAAUUAAUUUGCUCAUAUUAUUCAUUCCUGUAUUUUCAGAAAAAGUUCUAAAAGGAUUAAAAAAAGAAAAAAAGGAAAUAGAUGAAAAUGGUUCAACUAAUAAUAAUUUUGAUAAUUUUGCAAAUAUGGAAAAAUCCAAAUCCGUUAAUGAGCUUUAUAUUCAUCAGAACAUUUCUAAAUUAGAAAAAAGCGCUUUAGAAACACAAAAAAAAAGUUUAUAUGAAGAGAGUUCAUCUGUUUUUAAUUCACAUCAAUGUGAUAAGAAUGAAAAUGAAUCAGCUGACUUUAAUUUGGACGAUUUUAUAAACAAAGAUGAAAAUUAUUGCAAUAACGAUUAUAUGAAAGAUAAUUCAGUAAUAUAUUAUGUUAAUUUAACUAGUGACUAUUUUUAUGCAUUUGUAAUGCCUGAAAGCAAUAUAGAGGAAAUAAAAAAAAAGAAAAAUUCUAAUUUAAAAAAUGAGUACAAAAGUAUAUAUGAAAGUAAAAAUUCUUCACAAAUAAUAAAUGAAAAAAGAACUAAAGAAAAUGUUUUAAAAAUUUCAGAUGAUACAAAUAUAAAUGAAGAAGAAAUGUAUAAUGAUACUAUUAAAAAUUUUCCUGAGAUAUAUGCAAAAAUUAUUACAACGAAUGAAUUGAUAUCUUUAGAUAAAUUACUUAUUAAUGAAAUAGCGAACAAUUCACUAAUAGAAAAGAAAUGCUUAUAUUUAUAUUUGGUUCCUAUCCCUCCAACAAAUAUUGUAAAUACCAUAUACGAUAUGUUUACAAAUAUAAGUAAAAGAGAUAUCGUUUUAGACUUAAUGAUAACAAAAAAUUCAAAAAUGACUAUUGAAAAUUUGUUAUCCUUUAAUAAAUAUAGAGAUGAAAUGAAAAAUAAAAAAAUUGAAAAAGAAAAUUCUGUUAUUUCAGGAGUGCAAUCUACUAAUUAUAUUUAUAACAAAAAUAAAUAUGAUGAUACAUAUAAUUCAAGAAACGUAGGUGAAGAAACUUCUAUAAUGAAUGAAACAAUUGAUACAGAAAAUGAAAAAAAAGAUAAAUAUGAUAAAACAAAAGAGAACUUAAUAGCAAAAGAAAAAGCAGAAGAUGGAGAAUUAGAAGAUUCAGAAAAUGGAGAUAUAGAAUAUUCAGAAGAAAUUGAAAAAGACAACAUGGAGGAAGAUGAUGAAAGCGACUCAGACGAAUAUUACGAUGAUGAUGAUAUUGAAUAUUCUGAUUCUACUACAGAUAAAAAAAGUAGAGACAACAAUUAUUAUUUUAAGUAUAAUAAAAAAAAAAUGGAUUUAGAGAACUCUAUUUUUUCAUCUAAUAAAUUUAUAGGUCCAUUUUUGAAAAAUACACAGUGUGUAAUCAUAAAUUUGAUCAAGAAUAGCUGUACUUCGUUAACAACAUCAUUAAACAAUAGUAAUGUUAUCCAUAUAUCGAAACCUUGCGAUUUUAUUUUCGAGGAAAAAUCAUUGAAAAGUAAUUUUCUGAACAAAAAAAAUAAUAGCUCAAAAAUUUUAAAGGAAAAAAGUAAUAUAUAUUUGAAUAAUAAAGAAAUAAUGUUAAAUAAAAAAAAAAUAGAUGAAACAAAUGAAUCAGACAAGCACAAUGAAGAAUUGAUUAAACAAACAUAUUUAGAAUGUAAAUAUAGAUUAAGGAAUAAUUAUUUGCCUCAAACAUCACUAGUAGAAACUGUAUGUGAAAUAAUAUCUCCACUACCUAAUUAUAAAAUAUUGUUUAUGUCAUCAACUGUCAGGAUUAUUAAUAAGUGUGGUAUUCCUUUAGAAUUUUGUUUUUUCGAUGGGACUAGGAAUCCUAUUUUAUUAACAUCAUUAGAAAAUAGAACAAUACCUAUAAAUACCUUAUAUCCUAAUCAUAAUGAUUCUUUUAAAAAUUAUAAAGUAUCUAAUAGCUUAAACAUAAGUCCCAAUAUAAAAUUAAAACAAAAAAAUAAUAAUUUAAGUUUCACUGUAAUUUUAAAUAAUGAAUAUUUAUUAUCAGCGCCUGAAUGUGCAUUUUGUGGUCCUUCUCAUGUUUAUUUAUCCUUUAAACCGAUAAAUGUAAUAAAUGAAGAAAAUGAUUACUAUGACAUAGUUAGUAGAAACAUGAAUGAUGACAAAAAUCAAAAGAACUCUAAUAAUUUAAUAAAGACAGAAAAAAAAGUAGAAGAAUUAGUUGAGCCAUCUUUUAUUACUAGUGAAAAUGGGUGGUCUGAUAUUUUUAGUUCUGAUAUAACUCAAGGAACUUAUGUAAAGAAAUGCAAAUAUAAAGAUAGUACUUACUUAUAUUUUCUAGUGAAAAUUGAAAAUAAAAUAAGUGCUUUGCCAGCUGAAAAAAACUUAAAAAUUAUUACAAUUUAUCCUCAUGUAAGUAUUGUUAAUACUAUUCCUGCAUUAGUAGAUAUUAUUAUUACUUCUGAAGUGACAGAGGAACAGCAAAAUGAUUAUAUAUAUGAAGAAAAAAAUAAGAUAGAUAUGUUAAAAAAUAAAAAAACGAAACUAUUAAGGCAACAUGAAGAAAUAAGUUCAUUUUUAAAGAAUAUUAAAAGUUCUAUGAAGCAGAAUAAUUCAUCAAAUAACAACUCAUUAGGAAAAGGGCCAUAUAGUAGUGAACGCAUGUAUGUGCAAGAAUUAAGUAGAAUUGAGAGAGAUAUUUUGAACAUUGAUGAAGAAAUAAAAUCUAAAAAAAAAGAAUUAUCAUCUCCAUUAAAUAAAGGAUAUGUAAACAAAAGGCUUAAUCCAUUUUCAAUAUUUUACAUAUAUGAAAUAAAAAAAUAUAGUUCCUUAAAUUUAAAGAUGAAAAUUGGUAAUUCGCAAUGUGAAUGGUCUGAAAAAAUUUAUUUAGUUGAAGAUGAUGAAGAAUCUGUCACUAGAUUUUCUUUAAAUUUUAAGAAAUUUGCAUCAGUAGAAGUUGAAAUAAUUAAAAAUUUUAAUGGUUAUUUUAAUUCUUUAAGUAGUAUACUAGGAAAUAAGCAAUUGUACAUUUUUUCUUUGCCAAGAUGUUUCAUUGAUAGAACAGGUUUAGGUAUCAAAGCUAUUAAUUCAAAUAAGUAUUAUCCUAUAAUUAAUGGAAUAACGUUAUUAGGAGAUAAUUCACAAAUAGAUUUAUUAUUACCGCACAGAAGUUAUAAUAACGAAUUAAAAGGAACAAGUAAAAUUUCCAAAAGAAAUUGUGAAGAUAGUUUAAAUGAUUACAAUGAUAUAUUUAAUGAUUAUAAUUAUCCAUCUUCUUAUGAUAAUUCCUUAAUAUUAUUUAAAGCAACCUUACCUCCAAUAGGUAGUUAUACAGAAACCAAUGUAAUGUGCAAAAAUUUUUUUUAUACUUUUUGUUUAAAUACAGAAAAAAUAAAAACAACAUGCAUACCUUAUAUAAUUAGUAGAAUAAUUACUAUUGUUCCUCAAUUUAUAAUCAGCAAUAGAUUAAAUUAUCCAUUAUUGAUUAAACAAUAUCAAACAGAAAAAAUACAAGGUGUUAAACAAAAUGAUACAUCUCCUUUGUAUUUUUCAAGAAAACAGAAUAUUUUAUUAUUUGAAUUUAAAACUUUAGAACCAAUAAAUGCAAAAGAUAAAAAUAAUUUUUUAUGUGCUAAUAAAAUUUUGACAAAUUAUAACAAAUACUAUAAAUUAAAUAAAAGUAUAUAUUGGUCAUCUGUUAUAUUUCCUAGUGAAAAAUUUGUAGGUACCAAUUAUAUGGUGAUGAAAAAUGGAGAAAAUGAGAAAUCUGAUGUUUAUGUUAUAACGUGUAUUCCUGAUAAAGGAACAAAAAAUAUAAUUAUUGAAAAACUAGAGAAUCAGAAGAAAGGAUUUCUUGCAUAUAAUUAUUCAAAUUUAGCUAAAUAUUUGAAAAUAAAAACUUUUCAUGAUGAUACACAAAAUUUGAAAAUAGAUGAAGAAGAAAACUGUUUAGAAAAAAAUAUAUUUUUAAGUAAUUUUUUAAAAGCAGCGGAUAUGGAACAUUAUUUUAAUAUAGAAUAUAACAAAUAUAGCUAUUUAGGAUGGGUGAAUCCUUUUAUAUUUAUUACAAGAAAUGUUCAAAUUGAAAUAGUUUUACAUGGUAUGAGAGUAAUUCCUAAAUCACCAUUUGUUUUGAAAUUUGCCAUAUUUAAUUAUUCUCAAAAAACAUAUUAUAUUAAUUAUUAUAAUAUAACAUUUAUUAUUUCUAUUGAAUAUUUAGAUGAUCUGAUAACUAUUAAGUUAACUCAUAAAAUUAAUUUAACAAAAAAUGUAUUUGAUAAUUCUUUUAUGUAUAUGGAUAUGAAAAAUUCAUACAAAAAUAUUUAUAAUAAUAAAAGUAGUGGUAAUUCAUUAAAUCAAUAUGAAUAUACUGAAAUAGAAAAUAUGGAGAAAUACGAGUUUAAAAACAUUUCUGGUGAAGAAAUGAAAAUUAUUCCUACUUCAUCCUCAAGUGGAAAAGUACAUAACAAAACUAGUUACAUACAGAAAAAUAUUAUAGAACAUAAUGAAUAUAAUUAUAUAAAAAAUACAAAUAAGAAUCAUAAUACAAAUCCUUAUAUAAACAAAUGUGAAUCAGUUAAAAUGGUUAGUAACACAUAUAAAAAUGUGCAUAUAAUAAUAAAUGUAACUCAAAUUGGAGUAAGUAUCAUAUCUAAUAUAUUAAAAGAGGAAGUAUUUUUUAUUGAAUUAUCUAAAUUAUGUGCGUUAUUUUAUAUGAAGAACGAAGAAGAAGUAAUUGAUAUAAAAAUAACAGAUGUUCAAGUAGAUUGCCAGUUAGAGUCUUGUGAAAAAUGUGUAUUAUUAGCAAACAGAGGAAUCAAUACUAAUUCUAAUAAAGUAAAUAAUGAAAAUGAUUUAAGAAGAAUUAAUAGUCCUUAUGAAAACACUCAGGAAGAGAAAAAAAAUUACUUAAGCCCAUCAUAUGAUAAUGUAAUAACUCAAAAUAAUGCAAUUAAUAAAAAUAUAAAUGCAAAUGAAGAAAAGAUAUUUUUAAAUAUAUAUGUAGAAAGAUCUUUUAUAUCUCAUAAUGAUGUUAUAUUUAAAAAAAUACAAGUAGCUUUAGAUGAUGUAGAAAUUGAGAUGGAUGCAGAAACUCUAAAUGGAAUAAACUUAUUGAUAGCAGAAUAUAUUGAGGGUAUAAAUGUUGUUCAGAAAAAAAAUUUACUUUACGAAGAAAUACAAAAGUGGGCAGUUUUACCAGUAUAUGUAAAUUACAAAUCUCCUGAAAUUCCAUUAGCCAUAAAUAUACAAUAUAUGCAAAUAGAGAAAUUCACAUUAAUAGUUUGGUGCUCCUUUUUACUAGAUAAAAUGCAUAUGAUGAGUGAUUUACUUAGAAUAGGUUUAAGAAUUUUGAUGGUAUCAGGGAAAUUAGAAUUAUUGGGUGCUCCUGUUACAUUAAAUCAGGAAAUUUUUAAUAAUAUUCGUGUCAGUAUCAAAUCUUUUUAUGCAUUGUUAAAAGAUAAAUAUAGCCAUUCUAUAUUAGCCUGUUUAGGAUUUAUAGUGGGAUAUAGCAGUUUAAUAAAUAUACCUAAAAUACCUCUAGAGAUAGGAAGAAAUACUAUAGGGUUAGCUGUGUAUGCAGUAGAUAAUGUUAGUGUUGGAAUAGGAAGUUUUUUAUCUAAUUUAACGUUUGACUCUGAAUACAUUAAUAGAAGACAGAAAGAAAGAAAUUUUAAAAGUAAUACAAAUAUGAAAGAAGGUUUGCUAAAUGCAGUGAAAAAUAUAGGAGAAGGAGUGUUAAGCUUAUCUAAUAUAGUAACAAAACCAAUAGAAGGCGCCCAGAAAGAAGGAUUUGGGGGGUUUUUUAAAGGAAUAGGUAAAGGUGUUGCUGGAUCUUUGGUAAAACCAUUAGACAAAGUAGGCCAAGCAGUUUCCGAUGUUACAAGAGGGAUAAAGGCAGAAGUAUCAAAACCAAUUGGGGGACAUAAAUAUAAAACGAAAAGGCAUAGAAAGCCAAGAAUGCUAUGGGGAGAAUAUGGGAAAUUAAAAGAAUAUAAUUUAAAUGAAGCAGAAUUAAGAGAAUGCUUAGGUUUGAAAUUUUCCAAAAACAUUAUGAAAUGCUUAACUGUGCAUAAGCAAGAAAAUCAUCCUCCAUUGCAUUAUGCUUUGUUGUUAUAUCCUAAGGUAAUUAUUUAUGCUAAUUUAUAUGCUAAUCAUAAGAAUAAUGAGCAUUCUAGUGAUAAAAAAAGUGACAUUGUUAUUUGGUCAGUUAAAAUUGAAGAUAUUACUGAAAUAAGAGCUUCUAGUCAUGGUAUUAUAGUAAAAAUUAAUAAUAAUUCGAAUUUUGUUUAUAAGAUUCCUUGUAAUAAUGCAUUGUUGAUUAACAAAAUAUAUCGAGAACUUUACAAUUCAAAAAAUUCUAUUAAUUCUACUAUUAUACUGGGAGAUAAUAAUUAUUCUUUGUAUAAAUAUUUAUAA
Plasmodium relictum is the source of this 15237-nucleotide messenger RNA. Its product is annotated as conserved Plasmodium protein, unknown function. The coding region runs from base 1 to 15237 and encodes 5078 amino acids. Gene Ontology annotation, biological process: protein retention in Golgi apparatus; protein targeting to vacuole. Gene Ontology annotation, cellular component: extrinsic component of membrane. Lineage: Eukaryota; Apicomplexa; Aconoidasida; Haemosporida; Plasmodiidae. The record is from RefSeq and is a predicted model, not a curated record. The transcript has a single exon.